Messenger RNA from Paramormyrops kingsleyae, 4000 nucleotides. RefSeq names its product interferon induced with helicase C domain 1 (gene ifih1). Lineage: Eukaryota; Metazoa; Chordata; Actinopteri; Osteoglossiformes; Mormyridae. Gene Ontology annotation, molecular function: zinc ion binding; single-stranded RNA binding; ATP binding. Gene Ontology annotation, biological process: MDA-5 signaling pathway; antiviral innate immune response. The record is from RefSeq and is a predicted model, not a curated record. Gene Ontology annotation, cellular component: cytoplasm.
AUAUGACAAGAGUUAUGUUUGGAAUAGUUCUAUAUAAUUUUAUGUUUUUUAAUGCACUGGCUUGACUACAUGUAUAUAUUGUCAUGUGACCUUCAUGCUGCGCUUUAAAUAAUACUAUUUCCUUGGGUCUUCAAGGGAAAUUGAAAAAACGUAGUUUCACUUUACAUAAACUAUACGUAAGGACUAGCAAACAGACAAAGAAAUAAAUUAAUUACCUUGAAUGUAAGGGAAACUCCACGCUAAUUUUGUCGUUUUCCUCACUUUGGUGAGGUUAGGGAUCGAAAACGAAAGGAAAACCGAAACCUAUCCAGCCUAUGGUAUUGUAGGCCUGUUUGCAGAGAGAUCAUUUCGUUCCGUGAGCAGACUUUAUUGGUAAUAAGCGCUGUGUCGGAAAAUAACACACGACAAUGGAGAGUUCGGCGGAUGAACGAUUUCUUUGGCUUAUAUAUGACUGUUUUCGUAAUAGACUUAGGUCUCUAAUUCAAAUCGAACCUGUUUUAGAUCGUUUGACUUUCAUUGAGCGUGACCAGAAAGAUUUAAUCUUAAAUAAAGCGAAAAAGGAAAGCAACCAAUUAGCAGUGGACCUUUUAAUCGAUACGAUUUAUAGAGGCCCCCGGCCGGCGGGCUGGUGCAGGGAACUUACUGACGCACUCAAUACUGCUGGAUGCCAACAUGCUGCCAUGUACAUGGAAACAGAAACUCUACCAAGUGCUUCGUCGGAGGCUGUAAAUGAUUACUGCGUUAAACUGAUUGAUCUCCUCGCUCCCAGUCUUCAGCAGAUGAAAACACCUGACGUCUGUACAAUGAGUUUUACACAAAAUAUUUUGACUGAAGAUGACAGGGAAAUAGUUAUGGCAGCAUGUACAAACUAUGGAAACAGAGCGGGAGCCCGAGAACUCAGAAAAAUUGUGCAAAAGCCGCCUGGAUGGUUUUCUACAUUUUUGGAUGUUUUAAGACAAACAGAGCAUUUGGAUAUGGUCCGCGAACUCACUGGACUUGAAUCCACCGAAGAUCAUAAAGAUUCCAUUUGUGAGGGGAAUGUCAAACCUGAGGCGGUGAAGUAUGAGCCAGACCUUAAGGAAAAUAAGAACGAUAACGACCAGAGUGUAAGAGAAUCAGACAGCUGCAUCGACAAUGGAGAAGAAAGUUUAAACACAAGUUUGGACAACUCCAGCUGCGACACUACACGGAAUGAAUCUACUGAUGCUUAUCCUGCAAACUCGUUAGACCCGGACCUUUAUAGUUCUGGCGGUGAAUCCCUCAAUUCAUCUCUAUUGGGAUUAACCUUGGAUGAGUCGAAUCAGCCAAUACCAGACUGCGCCGAAAGGGACGCCGCGGCUGGGGCCGGCAGGGAAACCGAGAUACUCCUCUGGCCUUAUCAAAAGGAGGUCGCCCGCCCAGCCCUGGAGGGGAAGAACAUCAUCAUAUGCCUCCCGACGGGGAGCGGUAAAACCAGAGUCGCCGUUUACAUCACCAAGGAGCAUCUGGAGAGCUGCAGACAGGAGAAGCGGCCAGGGAAAGUCGUCGUCCUGGUUAACAAGGUACCCCUGGUAGAGCAGCACUACACCAAAGAGUUUGGGAAGUACCUGAAAGGCCAGUACCGUGUGGAGAAGGUCAGCGGAGAUUCUCAACUCAAAAUAUCCUUUCCCGAAAUUGUCAAAAAGAAUGACAUCAUAAUCUGCACGGCCCAAAUUCUGGAGAACUUUCUGGAAAAGGCAGAAAAGAGCAGAGAUGAAGGAGUUACCCUGUCAGAUUUCUCCAUGGCCGUGAUCGACGAGUGCCACCACACGCAGAAGGGCAACGUCUACAGCCUGAUCAUGUUCCGCUACCUGAAGCAGAAGAUCCAGAACGAGAAGCUCGUGAAGGAGCAGAACGCCCCGGUGCCCCUCCCGCAGAUCCUGGGGCUCACGGCCUCGCCCGGCGUCGGCGAAGCCAAAACCGUAGACAAAGCUGAGGAGCACAUUCUCCAAAUAUGUGCCAAUUUGGACGCAUUCCGAAUCAUGACCAGCUCCCUGGGAGAACAUAGGAAGGAGCCAUACAAGAGAAUUGCGACCGCUGCAGAAAGGAAAGAGGACCCAUUUGGUGAUGUCAUUAAAGGAAUCAUGAAUGCCAUCCACACACAUGCCAACCUGGACCCUUCCUGUGACCUGGGUACCCAGAACUAUGAGCAUUGGGUGGUCCAGAAAGAGAAGAAUGCGGCCAAAGAGGAAAACCAGAAAGUGCGGGUUUGCGCCGCACACCUCCGGCAGUACAAUGAAGCCCUCCACCAGAGCAACACCAUACGGAUGUCGGACGCCUGCAGCUUCCUCGAGAAGUUCUACAAUGAGGAGCUCGAGAAGAAGACGGCUCCAGAUGAGGUGUCCGUCCAAAUCACAGACACGGACAGGUUCCUCUUCCAGUUGUUCAAAGAUAACCAGGCAAAGCUGCAAGAGCUGGCAAAGCACCCUGAGUACGAAAAUAAAAUCCUCGCUGAGCUGAGGAGACUCAUCCUGCAGGAGUUCACUGCCAGAGAAGAGGCAAGUGGCAUCGUUUUCACCAAGACACGCCUCAGCGCCAUUGCCCUGAGCCAGUGGAUCCAGGAGAACAGGAAGUUUGAGGAGGUCGGAGUACGAGCCGGCCACCUGAUUGGAGGGGGAGACCAGAGCAUCGUGAAACCGAUGACUCCUAAAGAGCAAAAGGAAGUUUUGGCGAAGUUCCGUACAGGCGAGAUCAACUUACUAAUCGCAACAACCGUCGCCGAAGAGGGCUUGGAUUACAAGCAGUGUAAUUUGGUCAUCCGUUACUGCCUGGUCACCAAUGAGAUCGCCAUGAUUCAGGCCAGAGGGCGUGGAAGAGCAGAGGACAGCAGCUACACUGUGCUGCAAGUAGAAGGAUCUGGGGUGGCUGAGCGGGAAACUGUGAAUGAGUUUCGGGAGAAAAUGAUGGGCAAAGCCAUCGAGAAGAUCCAGAAAUUAGAUCAAGCGGAAUAUGAGAGAAAGAAAAGGGAAUUUCAGUUCCAGACAAUAUUGGAAAAAAAAGUUCGCAAGAAAAAGAAGCAACAAAAAUUAAUGCAGAAACUAGAUCCUGGUGACGUGAGUUUCAGCUGUCGAAACUGCAGCAAAUCAGUCUGUUCUGGGAAAGAUAUUGAAAUCAUAGGAACCAUGCACCAUGUGAACGUGUCAGAAGAAUUCAGGGAUUUGUUUACAGUCCGAAAGAACCCAACACUACAGGAAAGACAACUGGACUUCGAAGCAAACAGUGCCAUUGCUUGCAAAGACUGUGGAUCUACGUGGGGCUCUAUGAUGCUGUACCGGGGGAUCGACUGCCCUUGUCUCCACAUUAAACACUUUACUGUGAAGCUUGGGGACAGACAGAGAGUGUUCCACAACUGGAGAGAGGUGGCCGUCAGUUUCCCUGCCUUCGACUAUGCGGAACACGCUCACCUGGUUGCCGGCGACUCUGACUCUGACGAUUAGACGCAGUGUGAAAUGCUAAGAGAAAUGAACAGGGUGGAGUCAAGACUGGAUACAUAACUUUUUUUUAAUUUUUUUUAUCUCGUUUCUUUAAGAAAUGUCACUUGACGUUCCAAAGCAAAUGCACGGCAUCUGGAUGUGUCAGGAGUGGUUGACCGCCAGCAAGCCACCGGUUGCCAGAUUUCCUCAGAUCUGCUGUCAGGUUGAUUUAACAUUUGCAUACAUGGGUUAUGAUGAAAAUGUAUUGCAUUCAGAAAUUUCAAGUAAUGAGAACAUCGGCCAUGUAGUCAGGAGCCGGGUGAAGGGUUGGAGGGUUCUAAGGACCCGAGUGACUUGGACAGCUUUUGGAACCGCUUGGAAUGUGUUGGUGCAGAUUGAGACAUAUUACAGGAUGUUAUUUCACACUUUUAAGAUUUUAUUUGGUUGAUCAAUCAUUGAUUAUAAAUCAUUGACUAUGUGUUAGGUACUAAGUAAAGUGAAUUAAUUGGUGCUGGCCAAGAAAAAAAAAACAGAUCAAUAAUUAUACAAUAAACGUGAUUUGGUUGCAA